AUGGUAAGCGCAAAAGCGGGGGAAAAAGAACUGAUACGAACGAAUAUGCCAAUACUUGCCCGAAGGGACUUUCUUAUUAUUACUGAAACUUCGCUUAGUGGUCUUUCUUUACUCCCAACACCAAAUCUAUCUAUUCCGUGCGUCUCUUUUCUCGAACGUGAUUCACAGGCCUGGAAAGGUGUCGGCAAGGCUGCUAUACAUUACACCACCCCAACAUCCAAAAAUCUCUCUGACUCAUCACCCCUCUCUCUCUCUUUCACCCCUCUCUCUCUCCCCUCUCUCUCUCUCUCUCUCUCUCUGUCCUCUCUCUCUCCUCACCCCUCUCUCUCUCUCUCCUCCCCUUUCCUCCUCUCUGUCUCUUUCUUAUCUCAAUACUCUGUCCUCAAACUCCUCCCCUCUCUUCCUCAUUCUCUCUGUCUCUGUCUGUCUUGCAUUUGCCCUGAAAUGUCCCUCCCUUUUGAUUUUCUUUCUUUCUUUGUGCAUUUCUUUCUUUCUUUCUUUCUUUCUUUCUUACUUUCUUUCUUUCUUUCUAUCAUUGUGCGUUUCUUUCUUUCUUUCUUUCUUUCUUUCAGCAGUGUAACGAUCUUUUAA
This is a messenger RNA of Acanthosepion pharaonis, 591 nucleotides long. NCBI's taxonomy places the organism in Eukaryota, Metazoa, Mollusca, Cephalopoda, Sepiida, Sepiidae. The record is from the annotation of a GenBank genome assembly.